Messenger RNA from Malus domestica (apple), 2368 nucleotides. NCBI's taxonomy places the organism in Eukaryota, Viridiplantae, Streptophyta, Magnoliopsida, Rosales, Rosaceae. The record is from RefSeq and is a predicted model, not a curated record.
CUUUUUCCUUCAUUCUCUUUUCAACCGGGCUAUAAAAAAUCAAAGCUUGACCCGAAGAAUUCAGUCACGUUUCUCUGCUCCAUUAUUGACUUUGAAUUCUGGGUUCUCAUUGGUUUUUGAGUUAGCUUAUCUUUGAAGGGGGAGCUGGGUUCUCUCAAUUUUGCCAUUUGGGAAAUUGGGUUUGGUUUUUCUCCCCUUGUCCAUAUCAAAAUCCAGCUAAAGAUUGUCAAAAUCCACCUGUGAUAUAUUGAACAAUUACUUGAAUUUCAAUUAAAUUUCGAUACUUUAAGGUAAAUUUGGAUACUUUCUCCUGAGAUUUGAUUUUCCUUUGAAAUUGAUAGCAUUUGAAAAAGAUUAGCCUUUUUGCGCUCAGAAAGAUUUGGAUAUUGGUGAAGUGCUGUUUUGGUCAUUUCUGUCUGAAAUUCUGAUUCUUUAGCUUGUGUUUUCUGAAAAAAAAAAAGGUAGUAAUUUGACCAUUUGAAGCUGCAAAUUUGGCAACUGAGCAAAAGUUUUAUUGAAGAAGAUACUGGCUGGGUGUUUGAGCUGCUUUCUAGAUUUCCCAUAAGCUUCAAACCGUUUGUUUUGGAAGAUUGUUUUUGAGAUAUUAAAAAAUAUGACAAUUGGAAGUCUUGCUCCAAAUAAGGAGAAGAAGUCAAGAAAGCACAAAGGAGUGAUUGAUGAGAAUGCUCCCUUGUUGCCCAAAGGGCAAGCGGAAGAUGCAGGGUUUGAUGAGUUCAAUGGAGCUUCCUUUACUGGGGCAGUGUUUAAUUUAUCCACCACCAUUGUUGGUGCUGGGAUCAUGGCUUUGCCUGCCACCAUGAAGGUGUUGGGCCUUGUCCUAGGGAUCUCCAUGAUCAUUUUCAUGGCGUUCUUGACCGAGGCCUCGAUCGAAUUGAUACUUAGGUUCAGCAGGGCAGGGAAAUCUGCUUCUUAUGGAGGUCUCAUGGGAGAUGCCUUUGGAAAAUAUGGAAAGAUUUUGUUGCAGGUGUCGGUUUUAGUCAACAAUCUCGGUGUGCUCAUUGUCUACAUGAUUAUCAUUGGUGAUGUGCUUUCUGGAACGUCUUCGAGUGGGGUUCACCACGCUGGUGUACUUGAAGGAUGGUUUGGAGUACACUGGUGGACUUCUCGAUUCAUUGUUCUUCUUGUCACGACACUUGGCAUAUUUGCUCCAUUGGCAUGCUUUAAGCGAAUCGAUUCAUUGAGCUUCACAUCUGCCCUAUCAGUUGGACUAGCAGUUGUAUUUCUUGUUAUUACCGUUGGAAUUACGGUUGUCAAGUUGAUCAAUGGAAGCAUUGCAAUGCCCAGAUUGCUACCUGAUGUUAUUGAUGUCUCAUCAUUCUUCAGUCUCUUCACCGUAGUCCCCGUUGUUGUCACUGCAUACAUCUGUCACUACAAUGUCCACAGCAUCCACAACGAGCUUGAAGACUCUGCACAGAUAAGAGGGGUUGUGCAAACCUCACUUGCUUUAUGUUCAUCUGUUUACAUAAUGACAAGCCUUUUUGGGUUCCUCCUAUUUGGGGACGGAACUCUUGACGAUGUGCUUGCCAACUUCGACACGAACCUUGGCAUUCCUUACAGUUCCGUGCUCAACGAUGCUGUGCGUGUCAGCUAUGCUGCUCACCUUAUGCUUGUAUUUCCCAUUGUCUUCUUUCCAUUGCGGCUCAACUUGGACGGCCUCCUCUUUCCCUCUGCAAGGCCAAUGGUUCUGGAUAACAUGAGAUUUGCACUAGUCACCAUUGGGCUCAUAAGUAUUAUCUUCUUGGGUGCAAACUUCAUACCCAGCAUCUGGGAUGCUUUCCAGUUCACUGGAGCAACUGCUGCCGUUUGCCUCGGGUUCAUUUUCCCUGCUGCAAUUACUCUCAAGGAUCGACACAACAUAGCAACCAAGAAGGACAAGAUCUUGAGCGUUUUCAUGAUUGUCCUUGCUGUGUUCUCAAACGCGGUGGCCAUAUACAGUGAUGCGUAUGCCUUGUUCAAGAACACAUCAAAACGCGAAUGAUACUCAGAGCUCCUCAUGAUUUUAGUGAAGACAUCAACAGGCUGAAUCCGAAGUGUGGGAAGGCCAGGGUUUUCUGAGAGGGUUCAGUUGAAAAUAAAGAUUCUGCACAUGUAAAAUAUGUUGGUUUGCUUAGUGCAGGAAGUGGGCAAUGCAGUUCAUUGCCUUCCACACUUGUGUAUUACAUUGUUCUUGAUAUUGAACUCUUUCUUUUGUAUUAGAACGAAGGGAGCUGUGAGAAAUGCAAAUUUGUAUUUUCAGUUUGAGUACAACUUAUAAAGUGGUCCUUGAAAAUACGUGUAGGAUACGUGAAAGGUAUAUGUAUUAUUUAGAAUUGUAUAAAAAUAAUGUGUUAAACAUGAAAAGUACAUA